CCCGGUAUAUGUGAAGGUUACAAUAUCGUUACUUUUAAGCGGAGGCAUAUCGUAUGGUAUAUUUCGUGCUACUGUACCUAACGAAAGAGAUAUUAUAAAGUUUUUACUAUAGGAAUUAUUCCAGCAUCUGCCCCCGUUUUCAUCAGAGCCACGCGGUUUGUUUGAUACUUACAAAAGGGAAGAGUCCGCGGAAUUGAUGAAACUGGCGAAACUAAAGCGAGCCAAGGUGCAAGAAACUGGGGAGAGCGCUGUUGGGAAAUAGCAUUUCCGAUAAAAUGGAUUCCAGCGAGCUGAUAGAAGGCAGCCUGCCGGAUCGCAUUACGAAGAGAGACCGCGAACGCAGGAAUGUCAUCGAAAGGCGACGGGAGGAACGGCAGUCUCUCGCCGUGGAAUCCGAGCAGAGCAGUUAUUUCAAGGACACAUUUUACUCCUCCUGCAAGAAGAUCAAGGAUAUGCUAGACGACGCUCCCAGCAGUCCGUCCCCGGCUCUGCCGGGGAUCUUUGAGAAAUCCAACAAGGAGAUCCAGCUGCUCAAGAACUACUUGUCACAGUCGAAAAUGUUCUUGAAGGUCUACGACAUAAGACGCGCACAAGAGAACUUGCAACUACUGGAGAACCAGGCUUCCGAGAUGGAGAUGAAGUUGCUGCCUAAGAAGAAGUUCGGAUUCAAGAAUCGUCGUGUGGUGAAGAAGCCCUCCGACAAGGGCCACGAUAUCACGGACGGUCUGAAGGAUCUGAAAAUAUCCGAGGGGAUCGUGAACGGUUCCGCGAAGCAAAACAACAAACUGCUGUCGAGCAAGUACGGUGACAGUGCUUGCAUGUUGCUGGGCAAGACGAACGAGCAACUGGUCUUGGACGCCGAAAACGUGAACAAGAACGAUAUCCUCCUGUCCGACCUGGUGCACUGUACCGUGAGGAUAUACGGUACGCCCAGUACGUUACACAUGGUGAACCUGAAGCGGUGCACCGUGCUGGUCGGCCCGGUGACGUCGUCGGUCUUCGCGCACGAUUGCAGCGAGUGCACGUUCGCCUUCGCGUGUCAGCAGCUACGAUUGCACUCGUCGACGGACUGUACCAUUUAUUUGCAUGUCACGAGUAGGGCGAUCAUAGAGGAUUGUACAAAGAUACGGGUAGCACCUUAUAACUGGUCUUAUGAGGAUCAGACGAGUCACUUCAAUCUAGCCGGCCUCGAUCCGAAAGUCAACAAUUGGAACUGCAUCGACGACUUCAAUUGGCUGUCCAGCGAGAGGCACUCGCCGAAUUGGUCCGUUCUCGAGCCGGAGCUUCGUGUGAAAACGUGGGAUUAAAUAGAGAGAUACUUUGUGGGAGACAGCUGUAGACAGGAAGCUAAUUCUUUAUUUUCCAAAUACACGAGCUAUUAUCGACGUAUAUUUACGUAAAUGAAAUUACCCACAUGUAUACUACUGCUUUUUCACGCGCAAGCCGUGUAAGUGUUUUAUAUACUUACAAUGUCUAAUAAAUUUACCGUUUAUGCAAUAUAUAGGAAUACGUUUGGA
Molecule: messenger RNA, 1517 nt
Organism: Dinoponera quadriceps
Lineage: Eukaryota; Metazoa; Arthropoda; Insecta; Hymenoptera; Formicidae
Gene: TBCC
Product: tubulin-specific chaperone C
Exons: 2
Coding region: 276-1307 (343 amino acids)
Biological process (GO): tubulin complex assembly; post-chaperonin tubulin folding pathway
Cellular component (GO): cytoplasm
Molecular function (GO): tubulin binding
Source: RefSeq, a predicted model, not a curated record